Molecule: messenger RNA, 1781 nt
Organism: Episyrphus balteatus (marmalade hoverfly)
Lineage: Eukaryota; Metazoa; Arthropoda; Insecta; Diptera; Syrphidae
Gene: CrebB
Product: cyclic AMP response element-binding protein B
Exons: 6
Coding region: 485-1300 (271 amino acids)
Biological process (GO): regulation of transcription by RNA polymerase II
Cellular component (GO): transcription regulator complex; nucleus
Molecular function (GO): DNA-binding transcription factor activity, RNA polymerase II-specific; RNA polymerase II cis-regulatory region sequence-specific DNA binding; protein binding
Source: RefSeq, a predicted model, not a curated record
UGCUGACGGUGGUGGUUUACUCAGUUAAAUCGUUUCGUUAUUUUGCACGUAUACCAGUACCGCGCCUCCCCGCUGCUUAGUAUACUAAUAUAUCUACUUCUCUACCUGUUUUGACGUUGGUUUCACAGUAUAUUAAAUGCAAAAAAACCAGUGGUUUCGUAUUUUUGUUUUUUUAAGUAAAUCUACUCUCUAGAUCUUCUAUUAAAUUUCGGAUCGAAGAAUUGGCCUACUGAGAGAAUACCUUCCUCUAUUAAAAAUAACAAAAAAAAAAAAAUAUUUAUACUAUUUGUCAUAUGCAUAAAACACGCUGACACAGUUGAUAGAGGGUCGGAGUGUGUGGUGCAUACAAAAAUAUAAUGUGACUUUUUACAAAUUCAAAACCAAAGUGGAACACACAAAACAAAUUCAUCAAAAAAUAGUUUACAUUUAAAUCGUCAAACUGAAGCAACUCUCGAAAGCAACGGUGCUGUUGAAAAUAGAAAAAAUGGACAGCAUCGUGGAAGAAAACGGAAACAAUUCAAAUAACAUAGAAACCCUAUCAGAUGUGAGUAUAUCGCAAGCAUCAUCUAACACACCUAAUUCCACAACGACGACAACCGUUCUAACGACCGGAUCGAACGUUGUUCAAUUUAUGCCAACACACAAUAUCCAGCCCCAAUCUGUAAUACAGGCAAAUCAGUCAUCGGUAAUACAAACAGCGGCUGCGAAUAUUCAACCAGUGACAAUGUCCAAAGGCGGUGUCCUCUAUGUAGGUAAACCGAACACGGUGAUUCACACAGCCUCGGGCAAUACAGUUCAGAUCAAGCAUGAACCGAACACACAAAUUAUGGAUUCAAAUAGCGAGGAGAGUCUUACUGAUGACGACUCACCCAGAAGACAAAGAGAAUUCACAAGGAGACCUUCAUACCACAAAAUCUUAAAUGAUAUCAGUGGUCCAGACAUUGCAGCUGGAACGACUUUGCAAAUACAAGAAAGCGGCGGAAUACCCACAAUCGCAUCGACUGGCGGUACGACCGGUACACUAAUCCAAUUGACCCAGGAAACAGCACCAGCAUUUUAUUUACCUAGUAGGAUCAAUAAAAUCAAUACCAAUAACUCAGUCCUAGCCGAAGAUCAAACCCGAAAACGAGAAAUUCGGUUGCAAAAGAACCGCGAAGCAGCUCGAGAAUGUCGGCGUAAAAAAAAGGAGUACAUUAAGUGCCUGGAAAAUCGGGUGGCGGUGCUAGAGAACCAAAACAAAGCCCUUAUCGAAGAAUUGAAAUCCCUUAAGGAAUUGUACUGUCAGACGAAGAAUGAGUAAAGCUGUAAACCUGAUUAAGAAAAUUAUUUAAAUUUAGUUGUAAAAAAAAAAACAUAAAUAUUAAACAGACAAGAAAAUAUAUAUAAAUUUAUAUAUUUGCAAAAAAGAGAACGUAAUAAAGUGUAUUUAGUUUUUGUUCAAUAUUGUUCGAUUUAUUUCAUUAUAUUCAUUAAAAUAAUAUUGUUUAAUAUGAUUAUGUACAUUUUCUCAAUUUUGAAGCUUAUAAUAUUGUAUAAUUAUAUUUUUUACUGAAAGCGAAAUCUAUUUUUAAGUUUUCUUUAAAAAAAAAACAACACAAACAAAAACAAAAAAAAAAAGAACUAGAAGUGUUUUAAGUCAUCAGCAGAUUAGAAUUGUUUUAAAGGAUGGAUUCCAAUACCAACGAGUAUGCUAUAAUAUUUGCAUUUUCGAUAGUUUCUUCUUAUUUUAAAAUUGUUUUAAAGUUAUUUCGAUUAAUAAAUUUAGUUGAAAAUAUUACAAA